Molecule: messenger RNA, 1503 nt
Organism: Aspergillus puulaauensis
Lineage: Eukaryota; Fungi; Ascomycota; Eurotiomycetes; Eurotiales; Aspergillaceae
Product: F-box domain protein
Exons: 2
Coding region: 1-1503 (500 amino acids)
Source: RefSeq, a predicted model, not a curated record
AUGACGGAGAACCCGCGACGCAUCGAGGACUUAGCAGACGAGCUGAUCAGUGAUAUCCUCUCCUUUCUUCCUGGUGCAGAAGAUCUAUCCAGCACGUCUUCGCCCGUUAACUUACACGACAUUCCACCAGCACUUAAUGGGCGAGGUGCUCACAUUUACGGCGAGGGAUCUGAACUGGGUCGAUUCCGACUGGUCUGCAAACGCUUUCUUCGCAUAAGUACUCCGAGCAAGUUUGACCGCUUCAAUCUUCGAUUCUCGCGAGGAGGGUUCCGGAGAUUGGAGGAGCUCCUAGACAUGCAGCUGGCCUGCCAUGUUCGGUCUUUUACGUACAUGGUGCGACCUUUCUACCAAGGAAGCGGAUGGUCACAAUUCCUCGCCGAAAUUGAUCCAAACGAGCUCCCGUCCGUCGACGCCCAUAGAGCACGACUUCAAGAACAAAUAAAUAUCAUUGGUGGCAACCUCGACCGUGAGCUGCUGCAAAGAGCGAUAGUUGCGUUCUCGUCCCUUCAGAAGGUUAAGCUUCUUCGACUGCAGGACGAAGCAGACGAACGUUUACUGGACCAUAUGCGUGAGCAUGAACGCCGGGUGGACGAAACUCUAGCUCUGGACUGGGAACCAGCUUGCAGCAGAGCCGUCACCAACCUAGGUCUGUCCUUACUCGCGUCCAAUUGCACCUCUGUUCGUUUCGUUGGGCCUCAAAUCGACCCCAAUGCGACGGCCAAACUACUGCAGACUCCAUCAGCCACGCUCUCCAAUCUUGGGGCGCGAUUGACCUGCCUAGACGUCACUUUUUAUGCCAAGGCAGACAUAACAAGCCACAUGGACGUCCUAUCUCAGGCCUUCCAUGACUUCUUCCACGCUGCAAAGAACCUGGAGACCAUACAUUUUGGUUUCGCAACCGCCGUUCCUUUGGAUUUAUCCCUAGACCGGGUCUUUCACAAUAUCCAGUGGAAAAGACUACGCACCCUUAGUAUCCAGGGCUGGCGGCUAACGUCCCACGAAAUUAUCACGCUCGUUCGCCGUCACCGCCGGCAACUCCGCGAUAUUCGCCUCGUCGGUGUCUUCCUCCGCGGUGGGGGUCACUGGCUUGAUGUUCUCUCCGUGCUACACGAUGAAAUGGAUGAGAUAGAGCGCAUCAAUUUACGUGAAAUCAAUUACGCCAGUCAUGCUGAUGCCACCUACGGUCUUAACGGCCAUGGCAAUGGGUCAGCUGGGUAUCAGGACCCGCUUUCCAUCCUUUUUAACCAUAAUAUCAUGGCACAUACACUCUCGGGCCCUUCUCCCUCGUUCUACCACCAACCGGUUCUCAACACAGACCACCUGAAUUCUGCCUCCCGAGGCUAUACACGCCACUCGUUCCACGCCUCAAUCCUAGAAGGGCUAAGGAAUCGGUCUGUAGAUGAGCUUGGUGAUAAUGGGGUAUACGUAACACAUGAACAGAGACAACUCUGGGAGGCCUGGGUUUUGUCUAGCACACGCAAGGUUUCUCGGAGGAAGAACUAA